CAGUAGACGCUAGUUUUUAUUACAUUUGAAUUGUGUCAACACGGCGUAUUGUUUAAGUUAACCAGAUCAGUCUUUUGUUAAAGGUUUGUCUGCGCGAGUAAUUAGGAAUUAUGUUAUGGCUGGUGUUCCGUACAUGCACACAUCGUCGCAUACACGCUCCCAGUAAACGUUCCGCUGGCGUCGAGUGUGGACUUCUCUGAUACGAUCCGACACCGUGUUUAGAGGACUUAGUGGACUCGGAUACUUCUUAGGAUGAAUCUAAAUGGAUAUUGUGUCUUCGGCCUUGUCCUCGCAUGGAUAGUCGCAGCAGAAAGCAAAGGAAAGAUCACGUGUUUCCGGAAAGUCAAGCGAAACGGGAAGUGCGCAGGACUGAUCCGGAAAGGCGCGUUCGAGACACCGGCCUCCUGCUGUCAGAAGGGGUAUGGAUAUUCCCUCAGAAAGCAAAAAGUUGGCAAGAACCGGUUUAAAUGUGAUCCGUGUGUAGGAAAGACUCUCAGGCCAACCAAGCGACCAAAGACGAAGAAGUUGCAGAAAUUACGUAAAGAGAAACACCCCAAGAAGGAGAAGAAAGUGAAGCCCACCGAGGAAACACAGACGGUAGAGCCAGUUGUCGUGGUCAAACCUAAAGAAUCGUGGUAUAAGCCGUCUAAGAGAACAGAUAUAUCGUACUCCUACUUGGACCCGGAGAGAGAGAAGAUUCGCUGGGGCCCGUGGAGUCCGUGCAGCGUCACGUGUGGAGCAGGGUGGAGGUCAAGGUUCAAGGUCUGUGAUGACUGCGACAGGAACGACUACGAGAAUGUGCAGUCUCAGCCAUGCAUGGUCAACUUCUACUGUCCAGUCGAUGGUAAUUGGGGACCCUGGUUUCCAUGGCAACCUUGCUCACUUUCCUGUGACCGGGGUUCCAGGAUCCGUCAGAGGAAAUGCAACUAUCCCCCUCCUGCGUAUGGUGGACUCGUCUGUCCUGGACAAGCGGAGAACAAUCAGACUUGCAAUGAACAACCAUGCCCGGUUGAUGGAAACUGGGGCGCCUGGUCUGAGUUCUCGCUGUGCAGCACCACGUGCGGUCAGGGGAUAAAGCGGAAGACGCGCGCCUGCAACUCCCCCGCCCCCCUUCACGGGGGGAAGAACUGUGUUGGCUCAGCUAACAGCAACAAGAAGUGCCAAACUCUCAGAUGCCCACAGGACGGAGGCUGGUCCUUGUGGGGGUCGUGGUCCAAGUGCGCUGUGACCUGCGGACAGGGGACACGACAGCGAACCAGGUCAUGUGACAGCCCACGUGCACUGUAUGGAGGGGAGGAUUGCGAAGGGGGCGGGAGGGAGACCCUCAUGUGCUAUGGGGGGAGGCCGUGUCCAGUUAAUGGUGGAUGGUCUGAGUGGACAAACUUCGGCUUCUGUCGAGCUGAAAGGUGUGAGAAGGGAUUCCAGGUUCGAUCCCGUGGUUGCAAUCAGCCAAAACCAGUGCAUGGAGGGAGGCCUUGUGACGGAGACCAGUAUGAACGUAUCGAAUGCUUCAACGACCAAGGCUGCCCCAGGAAUGGUACGUGGUGCGAGUGGAGUCAGUGGUCCAAGUGUACAGCAACGUGUAAGUUGGAGGCCGCCCUCCGGGUGAGACAGAGGGAGUGCAAGUGCCCCGCCCCUAGGAGUGGGGGUGCCGAGUGUGAUGGUGAAGGCAUAACCGUCAAGACAUGUGAUGACCUGCCGUCCUGCAAACUACCACUUCCCUCCAAAAGGUCGGACACUGAAGCUGGCGGGGGCGGGGAUCUCGAAGGGGGAAGCUCCGGUGACGGGGAGGAGGGAGAUGAAGAGGAACAGGAGGAUAGUGAAGACUACCCGGAUCACACGGUGAUGGAGGCCAAUUAACAGGCGAGCGAGUAGGGGGCAGCAAAGUUUCAGAUGAGGUCGGUGAUUGGCCCCAGCAGUUGAUGACUAAAACAAGUCCAUCCAUUUCUUUCGCUUACUUUGUCAAUCUCCAGUCGGAUACUAGUCUCUCCAAAUUGUUGGCCGUUUAUUUGGCGCUGGACUACAGUGAGAUAUUUUGUUCAUUUUGCAAGGCGCAUGUAAAAUAGUCCGUGUGUAGGACGAUGGUUUCACGCUUAGUACAAAAUUAAUAUUGUGCCUUUCCAGUGUAAUAAGAUUGUAGUUUUUGUAAUUUACAUAUCUAGCCGUGUGGUCAUGGAGUGCUUGUGUAGCUACAAUGUUUAUUUAUAAUGUAUCACUAUCUUCAACAUACCAUUCCACAACGUGAUCAGAGAACUUUGCACUUCCGCUUUUACAAAAAUUAACCUAUUCAUAUGAAGCGGUUUCAUCCCAUCAGUAAAUGGUAAUGAUUUAAUAAACGGAACAUUCUAAAGACACUCCACUUCCACGUUGUCAUCCUGCUCAUCGUUGAGGUUUUCAUAUAAAAUUUGUCACAUCGGUC
Haliotis rufescens (red abalone) is the source of this 2419-nucleotide messenger RNA. RefSeq names its product coadhesin-like. Bases 253 to 1860 code for a protein of 535 amino acids. Lineage: Eukaryota; Metazoa; Mollusca; Gastropoda; Lepetellida; Haliotidae. The transcript is spliced from 13 exons. The record is from RefSeq and is a predicted model, not a curated record.